Hypoxylon trugodes is the source of this 2378-nucleotide messenger RNA. Its product is annotated as LMBR1-like membrane protein-domain-containing protein. Lineage: Eukaryota; Fungi; Ascomycota; Sordariomycetes; Xylariales; Hypoxylaceae. Gene Ontology annotation, cellular component: membrane. The coding region runs from base 204 to 2303 and encodes 699 amino acids. The transcript has 2 exons. The record is from RefSeq and is a predicted model, not a curated record.
GCAGAGGACCACAUUUUAUAUGUACGGAAACCAAGCCGACGUCAGCGGGCGAGUUUAGUAAACUCUAAGGGUGGUCCAUAUCUAUUCUAAGCCUCUAACGAAAAGCGUCGCGCAUCCUUAUCCAUCUACAUAGUUUUUUCUCGACAAUUCCAUUCAUUAUUAUACGUCGAGAUUGCCUCAUGGGGUAUUCUUAAUUCUUCAGGAUGCUACACAUAUUGAGCAGUCCGUCGCCAGUACCCUCUGAAAUCUUUGCGCUCGUCGCGCUUCUCGUCCUCUCCCUUAUCGUUCUCCUGAUUCUGCGCCAUUACCUCCCAUUGCGAACAACACCGGCCUAUUUACUAGUGCCUGUAUUCUUUGCACUAUGGCUACCCGCAACUAUCGUCCUACUCGUACCUAUCGAUCUUGCGUCGAAUGCCAGUACCGAAGAUGAGACGAGAGGCAUUUGGCUACCACCUAGAGCGCUGCUCGUGUCGUGGAGGAUUUCAUACUGGCUCACCUUCGUCUUGACUUGGUUUAUACUACCAAUACUUGCCGAGUAUUCCGACGCCGGUUAUCGCGAGCCCAAAGACCGAAUUCUAUACUCCUUGCGCGAGAAUGCCCAGUACUAUGCAAUCGUGGUAGGAGCGGGCGUGCUUGGACUAAUUUACUUCUUUCUAUCCUACGGCCCUUCAUUCACAUCGUUGAAGGGAUUGGUAUUAGCUCUUGGCUACUGUUGGUGUUUGGUUUUAGCCAUCUAUCUCAUGGGUCACGGUCUCGUCACUAUCCCCCGAAACCUAAUAAAGAACGCAAGCGCCAGUAGCCGAUUACGACGACUCCAGACCCAGGCGCCUAAGCUUUAUGAGAAGAUGGAAGAUGCUAUCCUUAAUUUAGAAGAUCUAGAAGUUCAAGUGUCAGAACUGAGCAAGCGCAAGACCGGAAGUGCCAGGGACUUUCAAGAUUGGAUCGAGGAGUUGUCGGAUAUAUGCAAUAUCCCUGAGUCGCGACCUAGGAACGUCCUGCCUCGGAUAGAGAGUGAUAAUCGCAUAAUUCCUACGGUCAUUACCGAGAAGUACUUGGCGGACCUUACGCGCCAACUCACUCGGGCAAGACAUACCAAAUCCCGCUACAUUGAUGAGUGGGAUCGCUUACUUCAUGAUGCCUCGAAGACACAAGCGAUAUUGAAUUCCGCGACUUCGAAGAAACUCGACUUUGGCGCAAAUUCCCCAGGUUCCUCGUUUUGGGAGAGGACUACCGUUCUCACUCCCUAUACUCGGUACCUACUUUAUCGUUGCGUCAUCCCCUACUUCCGUGUUUUCCUUGGUGGCUUCCUUGCACUAGCAUCGGUAUGCAUCAUAUGGUCUGAGUUAGUGAAAGCAGCUUUUCCAUCUGUAUCAGUUAUCCGAUUCACCGUGGUCCAUCACUGGACCGGAGAGAGCGGUCGCGUUGGUUUUGCAGGCCAAGUCAUCGCUGCGUUCUGGAUAUUAUACAUGUGCGCAGCAGCUCUCCAUUCAGUAACCGAAGUCAAAGUAUGGCGUGGCCGCGCUCUAGUCCGUCGCAACACGGCUCAUGAAUCAGCAUUCUGGUAUGCGGGCCAAGUUGCCAGGUUGAGUGUUCCGUUAUCUUACAAUUUUGUCACAUUCUUAUCACGAUCGAUAUACGAAGAAACAACUUUUUACGAUAUCCUUGGGAAAUAUGUCGACCUUACUCCGCUUGGGAAAUGGUUUGACUACUUGUUCCCUAUUUUUGUGCUUGUCCCAGUAUGCGCAGCACUAUUUGGAUUAUAUGGCAAAGUAAAGCGAUUCUUCGGGUUUGGUGUUGAUAUUGUGGAUGAAGAAGAUAAUGAGCCUAGUUAUGGGAGCGGUUCUUGGCGUGAAGGGAGAGACUUGAUAGAACGAGAAUUAAAUGGAACGUCCAUAUCUCGAAGGUUGGAUGAAGCUGCGUCCAGGACUGCAAAUGGCCAGGGCCGUUCUGCCCCCAUUCUGACGGUACCCGCUGCUAGAAGCGAAGGUACUAGGACACCCUUCGCCACAUCACCUUCGUACCAUGACCAACCCACCAGGAGAACAGCACAAAGUUCCCGCACUGGCGUCUCUGACUCAGAACCUGAAGAUGACAACUUCUUCACGAACUUGGGCCAUCGCUUCAAGAAUACGAUUGAUACUAUAGACGCUCCAAAGUGGUUCCAGGAGAUCGGAGAAGGCUUCAAGAAGCCAAAGUGGAUGGGUGGUAAUGAUGAAGAAGCAGGAGAAAGCAGUACUAGACCAGGUCGAAGUGAUUCAGAUAUACGGCGUUGGUUUGGAGGAGACGGUAGAAUAAGACUAUAGGAAACUAUUUUUCCAUCGAUAAUUAAUUAAUAAAAACCAAUUUUCAAUUCAGGCACCAAACCCUAUUAUGAGUAC